Messenger RNA from Helobdella robusta, 1272 nucleotides. RefSeq lists its product as hypothetical. Gene Ontology annotation, molecular function: protein binding. The record is from RefSeq and is a predicted model, not a curated record. Gene Ontology annotation, biological process: SCF-dependent proteasomal ubiquitin-dependent protein catabolic process. Bases 1 to 1272 code for a protein of 423 amino acids. Lineage: Eukaryota; Metazoa; Annelida; Clitellata; Rhynchobdellida; Glossiphoniidae. Gene Ontology annotation, cellular component: SCF ubiquitin ligase complex. The transcript has a single exon.
AUGAGUGAAAAUUCUUAUUUGCAGCCAACAAAAGUUUCAAAAUUUAUUUACUCACCACAUUUUGGACUGGUUGGUCCUCGCGCCGAAGAAAACAACCGCAAGCACGUAUCGUGCCUAUUUCCGGAAUUAUUAACCCUAAUAUUUUCUUUUCUCGAUUUGUCUGACAAGGGAAAAGUUGGACAGGUUUGUACAUCUUGGCGAGACGCCGCAUACAAUAAGCAAGUUUGGAAAAAUGUUGAAGCAAAACUGCAUCUUCGCCAUGAGGUUCCGUCACUCAUUCCUAGUUUGGUGAGGAGGGGAAUUAAAAAAAUUCAAGUCCUGAGCCUCCGAAAAAAUAAAAAAAGUUUUUCCAAAGAAAGUUUAUCUUCGUUUGAAAGUAUAAAUCUCAGUGGGUGUUUCAAAUUAACAGAUGCUAAUUUCAGAUGCUUUUUAAACUAUGGAGAAUUACUGUCCUUAACUUCAUUAAACCUUAGCCUUUGUAAACAAAUUACCGACAACACGUUAACUACUGUAUCUAUUUAUUUGAAAAAUUUAGAAUUUUUAGACAUAGGUGGAUGUUCCAACAUUACUGGCAGUGGCAUUUACUCACUAUCAAGCUCUUUGAAGAACUUAAAGCAUCUGAAUUUAAGAAGUCUUAGAUAUUUAACAGAUGAAUGUAUAGAAUCUAUCACUGGGAAAGGCCAAUUAUCAAUUUCUGGCUUGGCUCAAUUAGAAAAACUUGUUUUACAUGAUUGUCAAAAGAUUUCUGACAGUGCACUUUUGACCAUUAGUUUAGGAUUGAAAAACCUCAAGUGUCUUAAUCUCAAUUUUUGCUUCAAUAUUACGGCAAUUGGUUUGAGUUAUAUUGCCAAGAUGACAGAACUGCAAGAGUUGUACUUACGUUUGUGCAUAAAUGUGGGUGAUCUAGGAAUAGGAUACUUAGCCUCUGGCAACAUGAAACUACACACAUUGGACAUAAGUUUCUGUGAGUAUGUUACUGACCAAUCUCUUGCCUACAUAUCUCAAGGCAUAUUUCACUUGAAAUCUCUUGGUUUGUCAGCAUGUGCCAUUUCAGAUGUUGGAAUAUCAUAUUUGGUGAAGACAGUCACCAAUUUGAAAGUUUUGUAUCUGGGACAGUGCAACAAAUUAACUGAUAAAAGUUUAGAUGUAAUUUCAAAACAGUUGAUCAACCUUGAAGUGAUUGAUUUGUAUGGCUGUACAAAAAUAAAAAGAAAAGCUGUUGAAACUUUGUCAUCGAUGCCUAGAUUGAAGCAAAUUAAAAUGGAUAUAUGA